AUGACCCGGGUCUAUGAUACGGAUGCGACAUGUUUCUCAUGUCAGGAACCUGGCCAGUUUGGAUGGUUAUAUCAGUGUACCCAGGAUCUUGACCAGAUAAUCGAGGAGAAGAUGCCAUGCACCGAUUUCUUGGACUAUGACUUUCGAAAGAGUAUGGGUGCAAGAAAAGGAAGCGCAGAAGCUCGGCGGGACAAACUGAGCUUUCUCAGCGAACUCACUCCUGAGCAGAUGGCCUGUUACCGACCAGAUCAGAUUGCGACCAUCCUGAGACAACGCGAACAGUUGAAGAAUGUCAUCGCGCGGGAAGAGUUUAAGAGAAGCGCCCUGAUUGGUAAUCCGGCUCCUGGGUUUGGAGCUCAUAUGAAUGACGACGCAUAUACUGAACAGUGGAAACGUGACGAUAAGAAGAAUUGCCAGUACAGAGUUUGCCCAAGAUGUCGUCCUGUAUGCGUCGACCGGGCAUUUUUGAGCCUCGAUGCAGUUGCUAAUGGAGAGAUCCCCCCAACAGCCGCAGCUGGUUCCGGAUUCGAAGCAUUGGGAGGGAGACCAGUCAUCAAGAAAGAUGUCAUUGAGUGCAUCAAUGAGCAUCGUCCAAAAGCAAACAAUCGCCAAAUGAUGGAAAUGCUCGAAGAACAAAUCGCGCGUAUGCUUGGCCGCCAUCACAAGAAUCAGGAUCUUCGAAAUGUGCUUAAAAGGACAGUCUUUGCACCACAGCGACAAGUCCGAAAGUUGCCCAUCGUGAAGCAAAUUCCGACCACUGGGCAAAGUCUGCAUGAGAAGGAACAAGCCUCAGUCGACGUUGCUCAACAUGACGAUCAAGAAGUCGUAGCUUCGAACCCUCCCGACUUUUUAGAAAGCCCUUGGCCAUGGUUGGCUGCAUUUGAUAACGGGAACAUGGCCAGAGCUCCCGAAGAUCAAGUUCAGGAACAAUCAUCACGACAAGGUCUACGGGCAACGCGUAUCCCUCGUCCGACUACCCCUGGUUCACGAUCUACCAGACGUCGAUUGGCCGAUCAGCUUUUGUUCAGUGCUUCCUACUUUCCACCGCCCGAAGGAUAUCCCUGGCGACUUCUCUUGAGUCGAGGGAACACCGAGGCGGGAGCCCCCUCUCCUCGUAGCCGCUCACAGACCACCGACUCGCAGGGGAGCGAUAAUGAAAACUCAUUGGUAGAAUGUUCAUCCAUACCGCUGGCGGUAGACAACGGAGUGGCCAUGACUGAGGAGAGCAUCGAGACCGGAGUCCCUGACGUGGUGACUCAAGUAUAA
Molecule: messenger RNA, 1266 nt
Organism: Fusarium coffeatum
Lineage: Eukaryota; Fungi; Ascomycota; Sordariomycetes; Hypocreales; Nectriaceae
Exons: 4
Coding region: 1-1266 (421 amino acids)
Source: RefSeq, a predicted model, not a curated record